Spea bombifrons (plains spadefoot toad) is the source of this 1987-nucleotide messenger RNA. It is a transcript of the gene SEC61A1, whose product is annotated as SEC61 translocon subunit alpha 1. Gene Ontology annotation, biological process: post-translational protein targeting to membrane, translocation; SRP-dependent cotranslational protein targeting to membrane, translocation. Lineage: Eukaryota; Metazoa; Chordata; Amphibia; Anura; Pelobatidae. Gene Ontology annotation, cellular component: membrane; Sec61 translocon complex. The transcript has 12 exons. Bases 154 to 1584 code for a protein of 476 amino acids. Gene Ontology annotation, molecular function: signal sequence receptor activity; transmembrane protein transporter activity; ribosome binding. The record is from RefSeq and is a predicted model, not a curated record.
CUCUUCCGGUUACUGACGUGUGUGUGCGGCGGCUCCGAUCGGUGACGUGUCUCGGGAGAUUCUUCAGCGCGCAGAGCGGAGGCUGAGAGUCAGUGUAAGGAGAGAGCGCGGCGAAACCGGACCGCUCCCCCAGCCCCACACACAGGAACAGCCAUGGGCAUCAAAUUUCUUGAAGUAAUCAAACCCUUCUGCGCAAUAUUGCCAGAAAUCCAAAAACCAGAACGAAAGAUCCAAUUUAAAGAAAAAGUACUAUGGACAGCAAUCACUCUCUUUAUCUUCUUAGUAUGUUGUCAGAUCCCCCUCUUUGGUAUAAUGUCUUCAGACUCUGCGGAUCCCUUUUACUGGAUGAGAGUAAUCUUGGCGUCCAACAGAGGUACUUUGAUGGAGCUCGGUAUCUCUCCUAUCGUCACAUCCGGUCUCAUUAUGCAGCUUCUGGCUGGAGCUAAAAUUAUCGAAGUCGGAGACACUCCUAAAGACAGGGCGCUGUUCAACGGAGCCCAGAAACUGUUUGGUAUGAUUAUCACCAUCGGCCAGGCCAUUGUGUACGUCAUGACUGGGAUGUACGGUGAUCCAUCUGAGAUGGGCGCUGGUAUCUGUCUGCUCAUCACUAUCCAGCUUUUCGUUGCCGGGCUUAUAGUGUUGCUUCUGGAUGAGCUGCUGCAGAAGGGUUAUGGUCUGGGCUCUGGAAUCUCCCUCUUCAUUGCUACUAACAUCUGUGAGACCAUUGUUUGGAAGGCCUUCAGUCCAACCACCGUGAACACUGGCAGAGGUACUGAAUUCGAGGGGGCAAUCAUUGCUCUAUUCCACCUACUCGCCACUCGUACAGAUAAAGUGCGCGCUCUCCGCGAGGCCUUCUACCGCCAGAACCUGCCCAACCUCAUGAACCUCAUCGCUACUAUCUUUGUCUUUGCGGUAGUGAUAUAUUUCCAGGGCUUCCGAGUUGAUCUCCCAAUCAAGUCUGCACGCUACCGUGGCCAGUACAACACGUACCCCAUUAAACUCUUCUACACUUCCAACAUCCCCAUCAUCCUGCAGUCUGCACUGGUCUCCAAUCUGUAUGUGAUAUCCCAGAUGCUGUCUGCCCGUUUCAGCGGCAAUCUUCUUGUCAACCUCCUGGGUACAUGGUCGGACACUUCCACCGGGGGUCCUGCCCGUGCCUACCCUGUUGGUGGGCUUUGCUAUUACCUGUCUCCGCCGGAGUCGUUCGGUUCGGUACUGGAUGAUCCGGUUCAUGCUGCUGUUUAUAUCGUCUUUAUGCUGGGCUCCUGUGCCUUCUUCUCUAAGACCUGGAUUGAAGUAUCUGGAUCUUCUGCAAAGGAUGUGGCUAAGCAGCUGAAGGAGCAGCAGAUGGUGAUGAGAGGACACAGAGAGACCUCUAUGGUGCACGAGCUCAACAGGUACAUCCCAACGGCUGCUGCUUUUGGUGGGCUUUGUAUCGGAGCCCUCUCCGUCCUUGCGGACUUCCUUGGAGCGAUCGGUUCGGGAACUGGAAUCUUGCUGGCUGUCACAAUUAUCUACCAAUACUUUGAGAUCUUCGUCAAAGAGCAGAGUGAAGUAGGAAGCAUGGGAGCGCUGCUCUUCUAAAAAUAUUUCCAGAACCUGCCCCCCGUUCACAAGGAUGUGCUGAUCUAUUGCUCGCCGUGGAAAGCAAUUUCUAAACCUGAGUUCCUUGGACUUCAGAGAGGGUCGGACUCAUGAAGUUGGUAUCCAUUCGCCAACCAUGUCCACAAACAUCCGUUUCUUUUUUGUGCUUAGACAUAUUCUUCCCAUUUUAUAAAAUCUUGGACAAUGUACAAAAGGUUUUUUUUUUUUCUUUUGUUGAACAUUUUAGUCUCAAUAUUAAUGAGUUCAUAUAUCUAUCUAAGACUCCAAGCAGGCUUCUUAGCUCACCCAUUUGGUAAAAUGUCUCUGCCGCGUUGGAGCAGAGAAAUGGUUAUUUUUAUUUUAAUUUUUUUUUUCUUUUUCAAUAAAACCUUUUGAAAACUAA